CUUCUUCAAGGCCAGGAGAGGUGGUAUGAAUAGCAUCAAUUCAUCUUUUGUUUAAGUUUUAGAUGUGCCUUUGAGAUCUAGAUACUUACGUGUUGCGCUUCGGAUUUCCGCCAAUACUCGCUCUUCGGAUCGCCGGUUGGGCUCGGUGAUACCCUAAAAGUAAUCACGGGCGGCCUCUUGCUAGAUUAUACGAUACCAAUACAACGGCAUCAUGGGAGGAGUAAAUCGGAAACCCAUAAUGGCCGAUAAAGCCUCACGCUCGGCCGGGGCAGUUCAUCGACCAUCAGAUACAGCCGGACCUAGCAGUCCUCCCCCAGCAGCAGCAGCAACAGCAGAGCUUCCAGCUAAUCCCAUAGCAGCGGCUCUGCCGGAUCAUGCCGUGGAGUUACCCGCCGAGGAGAUCGCAGCACACGCCCAACACCACCAACCUCCACCGUAUUCCGGCCCUUCGGAUGCUUCCAUGGACCCAACCCGGACUCAAUUACCGAAAGGCCCACAAUACUAUCCCGGCCUUCCUAUUCUGGAUUAUCGCCAAUACCUCCCGCCGAUGUUUGAAUUGGCGGCAGAUACCACGACGAUAACAAGUAAAGCUAACUACCUCUCUGAGAACCCUAAAGCUCUGGCUACGCUGCUACGGUCCCUCGCCACGGUGCCGCCGAAGCCCCAGGUUCUCAUCCAAGGCAACCGUGGUCGCAAAAUCGACUUCAGUAUCAAGCUGAAUCUUAUGAAUCUUCUCGUCGCAACUGACCCGCAUAACCGUCUUGACUACCUACGGUGCGUCGGCAGGGACGAGGUUGCCCUCCGCGGCGGGAGUGAGCCCGGGCUCAAGCCCGAUUUUGGCGCGGAUGCUGGGCUAGAGGCGUGGUGUCAGCGUUUUGUCAAGGACUCAACGUCUAUCAAGACCUUCACGUUAGAGCGAGUCGUGGCAAAUCUCGACACAAACUGGAUAGACGGCCAAAUACGGAGUCUUGUCGCCUCCACGGAUUAUAAAGGCCAAGUCACGGUGCAGUUCCCCAUCACGCACGCUAAGGUGGUGGUCCAGAACCCGGAUAAGCACAACAAGUUCUUAUCCAGUGUAGCGGCCCUGUUCUCUAGUAAGAGCAAGUACGAAGUCGUCAAGGCUGUGUGGCCAUUUGCUACGGGUAGAAAUGGUGAAGAGGGGCGGAGAUGUGUCGUCCAGAGUGAGAAGACAUGGUGGGAGGAAUGGCGCGACCCGAUUAAGUAUGCCGUUGCGACGAAACGGCAGGGCUGGGUCACUAACGAGGAUAAACUCGAAUGUAUAAUGGAGAGCAAAGGAAAGGGAAUUUCUCUAGUCGACUGGGGUCCAGAAUAUUAGGCGCAUGUCAAUGGCACACGAGGCCUCCCAGCACGGAAUCCACCGUGGAAGAGAGUCGCCUUUGGAUAGGCACGAGAAGAACGCAUAGCGUUGGUAUAGUGGGAGGAUAUGUAUUAUGAUUUGUUAUCAUUUUAAGGAUGUUAAAGGACUACCAUGGCUGGAUAGAUGGUUUUAUCGCAUGAAGCAAGGCCAUGCAAGAUAAUAUAAUGAUCAGUUGAUACAAGACGCUGUCCG
This is a messenger RNA of Hypoxylon trugodes, 1570 nucleotides long. RefSeq lists its product as uncharacterized. The record is from RefSeq and is a predicted model, not a curated record. The transcript has a single exon. Lineage: Eukaryota; Fungi; Ascomycota; Sordariomycetes; Xylariales; Hypoxylaceae. Bases 212 to 1336 code for a protein of 374 amino acids.